AUGAGCGAACCAUCUCCACAACAAGUUUCGUCUUCUACACCCAACUUGGAGAGAGCAGAAAGAACCACUUGUUGCUAUUUGUCAUCAUCAAGCACACAAUUCUGUGAAAUUUAUAUCAUGAGACAUGGAGAGACUGAUUGGAAUCAACAAGGUAUCUUCCAAGGACACACCGAUAUUCCACUCAAUGCACAAGGAGAAGAACAAGCACUCUCUCUCCGAUCCAUCUUUCAACACAUUCCCUUCUCGUGUGUCUACACUUCGGAUUUAAUGAGAGCAAAACGAACAGCGAAAAUUGUUGUGAGCUCAUCACCUCUUCAUGAAAAUGUCAAAAUUUAUGAACAUUCAAAACUCCGAGAACGUUGCAUGGCUUCUUGGGAAGGAAAGAGUAUAGCCGAUUGGAGACAAUAUAUUUCACAACUCUCGACCACUCCCAAUCGCGAAUCGACUCAGGAACAAGUGUUAAAUUUUAAAUGGGACUCUGGAGUAGAAAGUUACGGACAAGCAUUUUCACGAUUACGUUCAUUCAUUGAGGAAAUUGUUCACAAUCAUUGGGGACAAACUAUCUUGCUGUCCACUCAUGGGGGAAUACUUGGAAGCGUCUUGUAUUCAUUAAACUUUCAAAUGGGGCGAAAAUGGAGAGUUUCAAAUUGUGCAUGGAUCAAAAUUAGAGUUUCGAGUAACUUGGAAUUUUCAGUGUUAGAUCAUCAUGGGGUGGAGUUGGAGUCGUAUCCUCAUCAUCAUUGA
Messenger RNA from Naegleria fowleri, 744 nucleotides. RefSeq lists its product as uncharacterized. The transcript has a single exon. Gene Ontology annotation, cellular component: cytoplasm. Gene Ontology annotation, molecular function: phosphatase activity. The record is from RefSeq and is a predicted model, not a curated record. The coding region runs from base 1 to 744 and encodes 247 amino acids. NCBI's taxonomy places the organism in Eukaryota, Heterolobosea, Eutetramitea, Acrasida, Naegleriidae.